This is a messenger RNA of Penicillium brevicompactum, 2826 nucleotides long. RefSeq names its product putative C6 transcription factor. Gene Ontology annotation, molecular function: DNA binding; zinc ion binding; DNA-binding transcription factor activity, RNA polymerase II-specific. Lineage: Eukaryota; Fungi; Ascomycota; Eurotiomycetes; Eurotiales; Aspergillaceae. The record is from RefSeq and is a predicted model, not a curated record. Gene Ontology annotation, biological process: regulation of DNA-templated transcription; DNA-templated transcription. The transcript has 2 exons. Bases 1 to 2826 code for a protein of 941 amino acids. Gene Ontology annotation, cellular component: nucleus.
AUGCGGUCUAGUAUCGCUUGCGCAAGAUGCCGACGCAGUAAGAUCAAGUGUGUCAAUUCCGGUAUCGACACUGUGUGUCGCGCCUGCGAUACCUCCAACCGAGAAUGUGUCUACCCAACCCCGGCAAUAGGAGUGAGCGGCGCCAAACGAGACCUGGCGGCCCUGGCAGAUGGAGAGGAUCGAAAUGGAGACUGGGACGGUCCGAAACGACAUCGUUCGCGCAAGGUGGUGGGCAUCUCUGGCUCGGCGGGUUCCAAAGUCGGUAUGGAUGUGUUGGAUUCUUCAAUACUUACCACCAAAGUCUGGGAGGCGGUGUUCGACCUCUUCCAGUCCCAUUUCGCGACCCUUCUACCUUUCCUACAUCCCGCAACCUUCCUCGGUCAGAUCCGACAACUCUCAUCCCCGGCUCCACCCGCAACUCUCGACGGUCAAGAUCCCCGAAAUUCUGCGACUAAAUCGGACUCUUCUUCCUCGCUGAUCCCUCUGGGGGUCCUCGCCCUGACGGCCCGUUUCCAUGCUCCGCUAGCUGCGGCUCACUCGCCCGCCUCCCCUGGACAUUCCUCGAACCCGCUUGCUGCGUCGGAAUACUAUGCGGCUGCCCUCCGUAGCCGGCUGGCCGGCUUGGAUGGCAUCAGCCUCGCUCAACCUGAUCUCGCGCGCGUGCAGGCCCUUUUGAUGCUCGCACUGCACGAAUGGGGCAUGUGCCGCGGCAAGAGCGCCUGGGUUUAUGUUGGCAUGGCUAUUCGAUUGGCACAGGCAAUGGGGCUAUCCUUUGAGCUUGAGAAUGAGUUCCCGGCCCGAGAUCCUUCCCGGUCUUCUCCUGGAUUCAAGACCGAAGCGGAUCACUUUGGUUUGCCGAGACGGGUAGAGCCUAGGGAACCUACCUCCGAUGAUAUUAUUGCACAAGAGACCAAGCGCCGGACGUUCUGGGCCUGCUUCAUUCUCGAUCGGUGCCUUAGUAGUGGAAAAUAUCGGCCCAGGAUGGUCCGAGUCAAGGACCUCGGGAUUCAGCUUCCGAGUGACAACGCCUUUGCAUUCGGAGAGCGGGUGCGGACGGCCCGUCUCACUGAGCCCGCUGUUCGGCGGCCACAGAGCUUCGGCUCGCAAAGCAUGCAGAUUCCUAGUAUCCGCCAAAGCAUUGGAGGCUUUGGGGAUGAAAAGCUUCCCGGUCCUAACGGCACCCCCGAUAACAAGCCAUGGUCGCCCAUUUCUCGCCGCAAGGACUCGAGCGAGGAAGAGGUAGACCGAUGGGAGGUUGGUGCUGAAGAAUCCGUACUCAGCCGUGUGAUUCGAAUCACUCGUAUCUGGGGAAGCAUUGCCAAGUGGUCUUGUGCUGGAGGUCGUCGGAUUGAGCAAUAUCCUCCAUGGCACCCAGAGUCUCGCUUCGCUUCCCUUCGUCUGCAGCUCAAUGAGUUCCAGGACAGCCUGUCUCGCAAUCUGCAGUACUCCUUGCGAAACACAGACACGCAUAUCAUGUAUAAGACCACGCUGGCUUCAUACACUGUGAUGCAUGUCGUUUACUUCCUCUCUGUCAUCGUUCUUCACCGUGCUUAUAUCCCCUUCCUUCCUCUUCGCUGCAAUGAGCCCAUCGGUCCCCUAGAUGAACCGUUGUUCCCGAAUGACAAAUCUAGCGGCUCACCCGACGGGUUCUGGCGUGAUAGUGCCCGUGAACUCUUCAAGGCUGCACGCCAAAUGAUUGACCUUGUGGCUACUUGCCAAUCCCGCGGUGCUCUUGUGGAAAACCCGUUGGUCGGCUUUGCUAUCUACAAUGCUGCCUUCAUCGGCGUAUAUGGCAACCACUUCCCGCACAUGGAUCCUGACGGUUUGAUGGGUGCUAAACCCCCUCCUGCUAGCCACGAUAGCCACCAGCUCGGCGCCGCACAGGCGCGCAAAGCUCUGGAUAUCAUGCGGGAAAUGCGGCCUCGUCUGAGGAUGGCCGUUGGUUGGUUCCGUACCCUCAAUCGACUUCACACUUACUUCUCCAAAGUUAAGCGUGAUUUCCGUCGGGUCUCCCGAAACCGACUGGACAGCAUGUCAGACGCUUCCGAACACCCACCCAAUGGCAUUCGUGCACUUCGCGACGGUGGAGUUGGCGGUGGUCUUGAAGAAUUCAAGCUUCUCGAGAAGCUUUUCCUCGACUUUGGAAGCAUCGAGGAUCAAUUGACAGAGCCUGGAAUGGAGGACGAUGGCAUCGCUGUGCCAGCGGCCGGCGAAUCGAUGUACGAGCGCAAUCUCAGUGACGCCGGCAGCAAUGCCGUUCGCAGCGAAACCGGUGAUCCCGGCGAUCAAAUGCUCGAUGGUGCCGGUGGCCGUCGCGAGUCAUGGGUGCCGGUCAACAGCCCCGGUAUGCCACUCGGACACGACGGCGAUCGUCGGCCCAGCCUGCCAUUGCCCAACAGUCGGCCCAUGCCGUCUGGUUCACCUUACUCUCUCCCAUCUCUCCAACAACACCACCCAGAUGGUCCCAUCUACACCACAUCUUCUCCAAGCCUCCCUUCCCUGUCUACAACCACUCAAUCUCCCUCUCAAUAUUUGACGGCUCCCCCUCCUCCAUACUCUCAAUCCCUUCCUCCUAUCAAUGCUGCCACCUCACACACCAUUCCUGUCCUCCCACCUCCAGGACCGGUCGCUCAACUUGCUCCUUCUCCGCCUUUGACCUCAACCGAGGGCCCAGACCCAAGCAUGCUCUCAACCAGUCUCGGCGGUGACGAUGUCCUCGCUUUCCUCGACGGAUGCGAGUGGUCUCAGCUGUCUGCGCUCGCGCCAUCUGAGAUCGGCAUUCCCGCAGGCUGGUUGAGCACAGUCUGGAGCCAAUUCGGUCGUUAG